Molecule: messenger RNA, 3785 nt
Organism: Rosa rugosa (rugosa rose)
Lineage: Eukaryota; Viridiplantae; Streptophyta; Magnoliopsida; Rosales; Rosaceae
Product: DNA mismatch repair protein MSH1, mitochondrial
Exons: 22
Coding region: 145-3558 (1137 amino acids)
Biological process (GO): mismatch repair
Cellular component (GO): nucleus
Molecular function (GO): ATP-dependent DNA damage sensor activity; ATP binding; mismatched DNA binding
Source: RefSeq, a predicted model, not a curated record
AACUUUUCUUCUUCUUCUCCUGCUGCUGCUUCUGCUUCCCGCCAGAAAAGAAAGGUCAGCCACAGCUUUCGCUAUUUCUCAAAAACCCUAGAAAAUCAAAUCCUCCAAAAACCUGUACACGCCGACCACCACCACCGCCUCGCUAUGUAUUGGCUGGCCACUCGAAACGGCGUCGUCUGCCGUCCUCUGGCACUUCUUCUCCGCUCCCCUCCUCGUAAAUGCAGCUCCGUCAGCCCCUCUCCGAUGCUCAUUGGACAGUUUCGGAGGAUUCAUUGUUUCAAAGACCAAAAGGUUUUACGAGGAAGCAGAAAAACUACCAAGAAACUUAAUGCCUUGAAUGAUUUCCUGGAUGAGAGAGCUGUUUCUAACAUAUUGUGGUGGAAGGAGAGGAUGCAGUUGUGCAGGAAGCCUUCAACUGUCCAGCUGGUGAAAAGGCUUGAUUAUUCUAAUUUGCUAGGCUUGGAUGUCAACUUAAAAAAUGGGAGUCUGAAAGAGGGAACACUCAAUUCGGAGAUCUUGCAGUUCAAGUCAAAGUUUCCACGUGAAGUUUUGCUCUGCAGAGUUGGUGACUUUUAUGAAGCCUUAGGAAUAGAUGCUUGUGUAUUGGUUGAAUAUGCAGGUUUGAAUCCUUUUGGGGGUCUGCGUUCAGAUAGUAUCCCAAGAGCUGGUUGCCCAGUUGUGAAUCUUCGACAAACUUUGGAUGAUCUGACACGGAAUGGGUUUUCAGUGUGCAUAGUGGAAGAAGUUCAGGGUCCAACACAAGCGCGUUCCCGUAAAGGUCGUUUUAUAUCUGGGCAUGCACAUCCCGGUAGUCCUUACGUUUUCGGACUUGUUGGGGUCGAUCACGAUCUUGACUUUCCAGAACCAAUGCCUGUAGUUGGAAUAUCUCGUUCUGCUAGAGGUUAUUGCAUUAACUUUGUAUUGGAAACCAUGAAAACUUAUUCGUCAGAGGAUGGUUUGACUGAAGAAGCCUUGGUUGCUAAGCUCCGUACUUGUCGGUACCAUCAUUUAUUCCUGCAUACGUCAUUGAGGAACAAUUUCUCAGGCACUUGUCGUUGGGGUGAAUUUGGUGAGGGAGGCCUUCUAUGGGGAGAAUGUAGCGGUAGGCAUUUUGAAUGGUUUGAAGGCAAUCCUGUGUUUGAGCUUUUGUCUAAGGUUAGAGAUUUAUAUGGUCUUGAUAAUGAAGUUACAUUUAGGAAUGUCACUGUGUCUUCAGAAAACAGACCCCAGCCCCUAUCCCUAGGAACAGCGACUCAAAUUGGUGCCAUACCAACUGAGGGAAUACCUUGUUUGUUGAAGGUGUUGCUUCCUUCAAACUGCUCAGGCCUACCUGUACUGUAUGUUAGAGAUCUUCUUCUUAAUCCUCCUCCUUAUGAUAUAUCUUCCACAAUUCAAGCAACAUGCAGACUUAUGAGCAGCAUUGCUUGCUCGAUUCCUGAGUUCACUUGUGUUUCACCUGCAAAGCUGGUGAAACUUCUGGAACUCAGGGAGGCCAAUCAUAUUGAGUUUUGCAGAAUUAAAAAUGUUCUCGAUGAAAUACUGCACAUGCAUAAAAAUCCUGAGCUGGGUAAGAUUCUGAAGUUGUUGAUGGAUCCUACAUGGGUGGCGACUGGGUUGAAAAUUGACUUUGAGACAUUAGUUAAUGAAUGUGAAUGCGCUUCUGAUAGAAUUGGUGAAAUGAUCUCCCUGGAUGGUGAACAUGAUCAAAACCUUAGUUCCUUUCCUGUUGUUCCUAGCGAUUUUUUCGAGGAUAUGGAGUGUUCUUGGAAGGGUCGUAUAAAGAGAAUCCAUAUAGAGGAGGCAUUUGCAGAAGUGGAAAAGGCUGCUGAGGCCUUAUCCCUAGCAGUCACUGAAGAUUUCAUGCCCAUUGUAUCUAGAAUAAAGGCUACCACAGCUCCACUUGGAGGCCCGAAGGGGGAAAUAUUAUAUGCGCGGGAGCAUGAAGCUGUUUGGUUUAAGGGAAAACGAUUUGCUCCAGCUGUUUGGGCUGGCACCCCUGGGGAAGAACAAAUUAAACAGCUUAAACCUGCUUUAGAUUCAAAAGGUAGAAAGGUCGGAGAAGAGUGGUUUACUACAAUGAAAGUGGAGGAUGCUUUAACAAGGUACCAUGAAGCAGGGGCGAAAGCAAAAACAAGGGUUUUGGAGUUGUUGAGAGAACUUUCUUCUGACUUACAAGCAAAGAUCAAUAUCCUUGUCUUUGCCUCAAUGCUUCUAGUUAUUGCAAAGGCAUUAUUUGCUCAUGUGAGUGAAGGGAGAAGAAGGAAAUGGGUUUUUCCUGCCCUUGGAGAGUCCAGUUGGUCUAAGAAUGUGAAACCAUUGAGGGGAGAAAAUAGAAUGGUGAUAGUUGGUCUAUCACCAUACUGGUUGGAUGUAGCAGAAGGCAGCGCUGUAAAUAACACUGUGGAUAUGCAAUCAUUGUUCCUUUUAACUGGACCCAAUGGUGGUGGUAAAUCAAGUCUGCUACGAUCAAUUUGUGCUGCUGCAUUACUUGGAGUUUGUGGGUUUAUGGUGCCUGCACAGUCUGCCUCGAUUCCUCAUUUUGAUUCUAUUAUGCUUCACAUGAAAUCUUAUGACAGCCCCGCUGAUGGGAAAAGCUCCUUUCAGGUGGAAAUGGCAGAAAUUCGGUCUAUUGUUUCUGGAGCCACUAAAAGAAGCCUUGUACUUGUAGAUGAAAUUUGUCGAGGAACAGAAACAGCUAAGGGAACAUGUAUUGCUGGUAGUAUUGUUGAAACUCUUGAUGCAAUAGGAUGUCUUGGUAUCAUAUCUACUCACUUGCACGGGAUAUUUAGCUUGCCUCUUAAUACAAAGAAUACGGUGCAUAAAGCAAUGGGAACUGUAUAUGUUGAUGGACAACCAAAACCAACCUGGAAAUUGAUGGACGGCAUAUGUAGAGAAAGCCUUGCAUUUGAAACGGCUAAGAAGGAAGGAAUUCCUGAAACAAUAAUUGAAAGAGCUGAAGGCCUGUACCAUUCAGUUUAUGCGAAGGAGGUGAUUCGAGGAAAGAUUGACUCAAAACUAGAAGAGUUCUGUUCCACAGGUUUUAAUAAUUUUGAUAGGUCUCAUCCUCAAUCAAGUAGUCCAAGAGUUGAAGCUGUCGAUGGGACAGGAUCAGUGAACAAUAUGGAAGUCUUACAGAAGGAGGUUGAGAGUGCAAUCACCUUGAUUUGCCAAAAAAAGCUGAUUGAGCUCGACAACGAAAAGACAUCAGAACUUACUGAUAUACAGUGUGUUCCAAUUCAUGUCAGGGAACAGCCACCUCCAUCUACCGUAGGUGCUUCAUGUGUGUAUGUGAUUUUCAGACCUGAUAGGAAACUAUAUGUUGGACAGACGGAUGAUUUGGAGGGUCGGGUGCGCACACAUCGUUCAAAGGAAGGAAUGCAAAAGGCAAAUUUUCUUUAUUUCACUGUCCCGGGGAAGAGCUUGGCUUGCCAAUUAGAGACUCUUCUCAUCAACCAGCUCCCUAAUCAAGGCUUCCAUCUCAGUAAUGUGGCUGAUGGUAAACAUAGGAAUUUUGGCACCUCCAACAUUUCCUUGGAAGGUGUGAAAGUUUGUCCAUAAACCUUCUCCUGUUUCUUUUUGUACAUUGAACUUUUGGUAGGUUAAAGGAGAGUGGUUAGCAUUUCUGCAAUCUGUAUAUGUAUGCACUUGUAGUAGUGGCUGCAACAAUUUUGUUUUUGCUCUGUUGCUCCACUCAUCUAGUUUAUCACCCCAGCAGAUGGGGUGAAAUCUUGUAACUGAUAAUGUACUAUUUAUUCAAUUUUUUAGUCUUUACCCGAUCAUCAAUA